Messenger RNA from Asparagus officinalis (garden asparagus), 1163 nucleotides. Its product is annotated as chromatin structure-remodeling complex protein BSH. Gene Ontology annotation, molecular function: transcription coregulator activity. Gene Ontology annotation, cellular component: nucleus; nuclear chromosome. Lineage: Eukaryota; Viridiplantae; Streptophyta; Magnoliopsida; Asparagales; Asparagaceae. Gene Ontology annotation, biological process: chromatin remodeling; regulation of transcription by RNA polymerase II. The coding region runs from base 152 to 919 and encodes 255 amino acids. The record is from RefSeq and is a predicted model, not a curated record. The transcript has 11 exons.
ACAGCCCCAACGAUUCCAUCGAGUUGCGGUGGCAGACCAAGCAAUUUCAAUUUAACCCCCAAAAGUUAGGGUUUUGUUCGGUGACAAUUACAAAAUAAGAUAAAUAUAAGCGGGGUAUAACAGAAAUUUGAACGCAAUAUAACCAGAAAGCAUGAAGUUUUACCCGCCAAGCUUCUCCAAAGCCCCAGUCAAGUUCAGAAUGCCAACUGCGGACAACCUUGUUCCUAUCCGUUUAGAUAUGGAGCUUGAUGGACAACGAUUAAAAGAUGCUUUCACAUGGAAUAUCAACGAUCCUGAUUCAGAAGUUAUCAACUUUUCAAGGAGGACAGUGAAGGAUCUGAAGCUACCUCCGGCUUUUAUGACUCAAAUUACGCAAUCAAUUCAAUCACAGCUUGCUGAAUUUCGAUCUUAUCAGGGGCAAGAUAUGCAAGCCAAAGAGAUGAUUGUACCCCUCAAGCUCGAUGUUCGAGUAAAUAAUACUGUAAUAAGAGAUCAGUUCUUGUGGGACAUAAGCAAUUUUGAGAAAGACCCUGAAGAAUUUGCAAAAAGCUUAUGCGAAGAUUUGAAUAUUGAAGAUCCUGAAGUUGCGCCAGCAGUUGCAGUGUCAAUCAGAGAGCAAUUAUACGAGCUUGCUGUUCAAAAUGUUUCUUCAGCAAAAGAAUAUAGAAUUGGCAAAAAAGGUAGACGAGGAGUAGAAAGUGUUUCGAGCAGUAAAGCAGGUAAUGGAGCCAUAGACCUGGCAAGGUUGUUUGGGAAUAAAGGAAGUGUGAUUCGCAAGAGAAAAGAGUGGCACCUGUAUGAACCCAUUGUCGAUGUUCUAUCAAAAGAGGAAGCAGAAGCUCUUGAUGCAAGAGAAGAACGAAAUGCUCGUAUGAAGAAAAAGCUCGAGGACAAGGAAGAUAGCUUCCAGACCCACUGAUUCUGUGACAUGGCAAUUCUCAGGGGAUUUUACUUCAGCAAAAGAAGCAAAAGAUCAAUUAUCAACAGCAAGCUUGUAAACUCAUGAUGUUUCUGUUUGAACUACAUUCUCUGUCAACUUCUGAAGCAAACAUUGUACAAUGAACAAAACCUUUUCUGCCCAAUUGAGCAUUUGCCAGAAAAUAGCAUUAUGACCAUUUGCAAAGAAGCCAAUAUGCUACAAUAAAUUUGGGUUUGUUUUAUCA